GGGAGAAAGUCUCCCCACCGAUCCUUCGAAUCGCCGGCGGGGCUAAUGCCGCCGGGGAGCUGCGAGCAAAAAGGCGCCUCCGCCCGGUCCCCCUUCCUGUCUGCCCCCGAGGCGGCGGCGCGGCCAGGAAAAGAGGCCGGCCUUGCCCGCUCUUCCUUCAUGUCGCUGCCGCGACCGGCGGUCUUCUUCGAGCGGGAGCUGGCCCGGCGGGACGGCUCCGGGAUCCUCCGGCUGGCGCAGCGCUCGGCCGGCGGGACGGGCUCCGUGGUGUGGGACGCCGCGCUGGUGCUGGCCCGCUUCCUGGAGAAGAGCGUGGCGCUAGCGGGGCGAGGCCCGGAGCGGCGCGGCGGGGCCCCAGUGGGCCUUCUCCGCCACAAGGCUGUGCUCGAAUUGGGCGCCGGCACCGGCCUCGUGGGCCUCGUGGCCGCCAGCCUCGGAGCAAAUGUUACUGUUACUGAUCUGGAGGAAGUUCAGGACUUACUAAAAAUGAACAUUGAGAAUAAUCAACAUCUUGUGUCAGGUUCCAUUCAAGCCAAAAUACUGAAAUGGGGGGAGGAUGUAACAGACUUCCUUCCUGUGCCUGAUUUCAUAUUGAUGGCAGACUGCAUCUACUAUGAAGAGUCACUGGAGCCAUUGCUUAAGACCCUGAAGGACCUGGCUGGUUUGGAUACUCUCAUCCUUUGCUGUUAUGAAGAAAGGACUGUGGGGCAAAACCCAGAAGUAGAGAAAAGGUACUUUGAGCUUCUUCAGAGGGACUUUGAGUUGCAAAAAGUUCCCUUGGAUGAACAUGAUGAAGAAUAUCGGAGUGAAGACAUUCACAUCUUUAUCAUCCAAAGGAGAAAGAUGGUAGGUGUGAGGCUUACAGCUUCUGGAAAUGUUCAUGGAUACAGAUAACCAGCCAGUCUUCCUUCCUUGCAAGCCGAUUCAAUAAAAAUGACUUUGGACUCUUACUUAGUUUCAGAGUUGUCCACUUGAAAUUACAGUUAUAGGCCAGCAUAUAUUUGAAAUCUCUCUUUUCUUUUGUUUCUUCCAUUUGUUUCUUCCUUUAUUAAAUUUAUAUGCCACCUGGCUCCCAGUGACUCUGGAUGGUUUAGAAAUUGUUAAGGAGAAGAAAACAACAAAAAGCAAAAAAAAAAAAGAUGGCAGAGAUAACAAGCAUAGAUGGGAACAAAAAAAAGAAGAAAAGGGCGCUUCAGUCAUUGUUUGCCAGAGGCUUGGGCAAAAAGCUGGUCUUCAGGGCUCUUCAAGACACAAGUAGAGUGAGGGCUGUUUGAAUCUCGGGGGGAACCUCAUUCCAGGCACUGCUACAGUGAAGACAUGUUACGAAUAAAAUGUCCCGGUGCAGAUACGAUGCUGGCUCCCUCAAAAUCAUAGCUUGCAAUUUGUACAUUGGGCCAGCAUUUGCACAGUCCCAUUUUCUGUUCUCUGAUGAAAUUUUCCUUUCCAUAUUUGCUUUAACCAGGGUUAGUAUUGCAUACUGAAGUUAAUUGUGAUUAAUGCUAACCAAGUUCUUUUACAAUUGGUGUAUUUGUCAAUUUCAGACAGGUAUGAUUAGCAUCAAUGCAGAUUAACAUGUGGCUGAGGGAAGAAGGGCUGGACUCCUGUUUACAAAUCAUAGAUUGUAAUUGUGGAAGGCAAUCGGUUUGGUUG
Candoia aspera is the source of this 1650-nucleotide messenger RNA. RefSeq names its product valosin containing protein lysine methyltransferase (gene VCPKMT). Gene Ontology annotation, molecular function: protein-lysine N-methyltransferase activity. Gene Ontology annotation, cellular component: cytosol; cytoplasm. The transcript is spliced from 5 exons. NCBI's taxonomy places the organism in Eukaryota, Metazoa, Chordata, Lepidosauria, Squamata, Candoiidae. The coding region runs from base 46 to 894 and encodes 282 amino acids. Gene Ontology annotation, biological process: peptidyl-lysine trimethylation. The record is from RefSeq and is a predicted model, not a curated record.